AUGCUGAAUGAAGCAUAUAACGACACCGUUUUAGACAGUGUUCCAAACCCUUUUUACUUCCUUUACACGCAGAAAAAAAUUCUUAUAAUCUCAUCAAUAGCGAAUACUCAAAGGAUCAUUGCAGUUUUCAUUCUCCUAAUACCUGAUUCAGAUUCACCUAUGGCGACCGAAACAAAGGCUGUUACCGAGGAUGUUAAGAUCGAUCUCUUCGAAGACGAUGAUGAGUUCGAAGAGUUCGAAAUCAAUGAAGAGUGGGAUGACAAGGAGGAAGGUAAAGAAAUAGCUCAACAGUGGGAAGAUGAUUGGGAUGAUGACGAUGUUAGUGAUGAUUUCUCUCUUCAGUUGAGAAGGGAGCUGGAGAGCACUACUGAGAAGAAUUAA
Vicia faba (fava bean) is the source of this 381-nucleotide messenger RNA. NCBI's taxonomy places the organism in Eukaryota, Viridiplantae, Streptophyta, Magnoliopsida, Fabales, Fabaceae. The record is from the annotation of a GenBank genome assembly.